AUGAGACCACCUGAAGAUGAUGAGCCACAGUCGUGGUGGAUUGCAUCCACAGCCAUCCCGCUAGUUGCUGCUACAACGGGACCACUCGCCAAUGUCAUGUCAGUCACCGCAUUGGUUGUGCCAUGGCGAAGCCAAAUUCUCUCCUAUGAAGAUAGCACUGCUGGAAACCUCAUUCAAGAAGGAUAUCCAGACCCUCGCUGGAGCAUUUCCCUAAAUGCCAUCUCGCUUUGUUGCGGGAUUGUGGGCAAUAUGUUUUUAUUGUUCAAUUUUACCCAGAUCGUACGCUAUAUUAUAGCCUUGCCUGUGACAAUCAUUUUGUGGUUCAUAUCCGCCGGAAUCGGUUAUUGGAGUGCCGUCAUUGCGGCAGUCCUCUACUUUAUCUUAAGCUUCGUCUUGAUGAUCAACAUGCUAGGGUAUUUCCUAGGCAAAUAUCCGCAACACUUCUCGCUGACUGGCGAGCAACGAACCCUGAUCCUACAAAUGACUGCUUUGGUGGUUUGGCUAUUGAUUGGCGCGGCUAUUUUCCAGCGAGUGAUCGGGAUCUCUUUCGCCGAUGCGUUGUACUUCUCCGAUGUCACCGUCCUCACAUUAGGGUAUGGCGACAUCACUCCCACGAAUUCCGUCGGUCGUGGUCUUAUUUGGCCAUAUGCGGUCAUUGGAAUUAUCAUUCUGGGACUCGUCGUGGAAAGCAUCUUUAAAUUUGCCCGCGAGGUUCACUACGACAAUGUCGUUCAGAAACACAUUGAGCAGAAACGGCAAUACACUUUGGAGCAGUCAAUCGGUUUUGACGAGGUCGACUCUUCUCAAGGGAAACGCCCGACUAGUGGAGAAGUUAUUACCCCUCCGGCUCUUACUCGCCAAAGCUCCAAGACUCAUCAUCAUCGGCCAAUUCGCAAUACCAUCAACGCCCUUGCCACUGGUCGCCGACCCAGGGUCCUUGUCAUGCGUGAAGAAAAAGAUCGGUUCGACGCUAUGCGCCGUAUCCAGUCAGAUACCAUGCGCUUCCGCCGCUGGAACAAUUUGAUCAUCAGCAUCGUUGCCUUCGGAAUUGUGUGGUGCUGCGGAGCAGUGGUGUUCUGGAAAUUAGAAGGCAUUACAUACUUCGAAUCGCUCUACUUUUGCUUCGUCUCCCUGCUAACAAUCGGCUACGGCGAUUUCACACCACAGUCCAAUCCAGGAAGACCUUUCUUUGUGGUAUGGUCUCUGAUCGCCAUCCCAACCAUGACCAUGCUCAUUUCCGAGAUGAGCGACACAGUCGUCGCUGGCUUCAGGCAUGCCACUGAUGUAGUCGCCGAUUACCUCGUGCUUCCUCAAUCCCGUGUCUACAAGACAUGCUUGGGUCGGAUUCCCGGCAUUUCCCAGUCCAUACUGUCUCGCCAAGUGAAAAAGCGACGAGAGCGUGGUUUCCCACUUGAGGGGGCUGAUGAAUCCAACACCCGGGAAAUAGCGGACGCCGAGGAGGCUGGUCAAUCUAAUACUCGAAGCGAUGAUUUAGCCGAGUCUCAUCCGCACCGGUCUCUCGAGGAACUUGCCCGCGACCCGACCCCGUUCGAGCUUGCCCAGCAACUUGCCUUUGCUAUUCGGCGCGCCUCGAAACAGGCUCGCGAAGGUAAACGACAACGAUACUCUUACGAAGAAUGGGUCGAGUUCACCCGGCUCAUUCAGUUUACUGACCCGCGAGCUCGGCCGCCUUCGUCACAGAGAAACCAGCCAGUAAGUGAGGAAGGCCUUUUGAAUGAUGAAGAUGAAUAUGGACUUGUUAAUUGGGAUUGGAUUGGUGAGAAUAGUCCCAUGUUGGCAAAACAGACAGAGCCCGAGUGGGUUCUAGAUCGGUUGUGUGAAAGCUUGAUUCGGUACGUGUCGACUCAAGAGAGUCGGGCUGUGGGAGGUGGUACCGAUUUGACGGAAGAGCCAACGCUGAGAAAGGAGAGGGAUAUUGGGUUAGAUGAAUGA
Penicillium mononematosum is the source of this 1953-nucleotide messenger RNA. Its product is annotated as potassium channel family protein. Bases 1 to 1953 code for a protein of 650 amino acids. Lineage: Eukaryota; Fungi; Ascomycota; Eurotiomycetes; Eurotiales; Aspergillaceae. Gene Ontology annotation, biological process: stabilization of membrane potential; potassium ion transmembrane transport. Gene Ontology annotation, cellular component: membrane. The record is from RefSeq and is a predicted model, not a curated record. Gene Ontology annotation, molecular function: potassium ion leak channel activity. The transcript has 3 exons.